Messenger RNA from Micropterus dolomieu (smallmouth bass), 784 nucleotides. Its product is annotated as gamma-crystallin M3-like. Gene Ontology annotation, molecular function: structural constituent of eye lens. Bases 77 to 784 code for a protein of 235 amino acids. The transcript is spliced from 5 exons. Gene Ontology annotation, biological process: visual perception; lens development in camera-type eye. The record is from RefSeq and is a predicted model, not a curated record. Lineage: Eukaryota; Metazoa; Chordata; Actinopteri; Centrarchiformes; Centrarchidae.
GCCCUGUUCAUUUCAGUGUUUCUGAAGUACGCUGCCUGAUCCAUUGCAGAGAAGUUUGACAUGACAGGUCGUUCCAAUGAGUGUGAUCAGCAUUGAUUUGUACACAGUCCUCUUCACCCCAUAUUGGGUCCCCAUCACCAUUAUCAGGCUGAUUUAUCGCCCAGUACCUAGCAGGAAGGGGUUAAACCAGGGAGGAAGGCAGUUCAGGAGCAACAGCACAUCUGCAUCCAACAUGAGCAACACCAGCAUGAACAUGAGGGGCAAGAUCAUCUUCUACGAGGACAGGAACUUCCAGGGUCGUUCCUAUGAGUGCAUGAACGACUGCUCUGACAUGACUUCCUACCUGAGCAGGUGCCACUCCUGCAGGGUGGAGAGCGGCUGCUUCAUGGUCUACGACCGUUCCAACUACAUGGGAAACCAGUGGUUCAUGAAGAGGGGCGAGUACGCUGACUACAUGAGCAUGAUGGGAUGGAGAGACUGCAUCAGGUCUUGCCGUAUGAUCCCCAUGCACAGAGGCCAGUUCAGGAUGAAGAUCUACGAGAGGGAGAACUUCGGUGGUCAGAGUUACGAGAUGAUGGACGACUGUGACAACAUCAUGGACCGCUUCCGUAUGUCCGACUGCCAGUCCUGCCACGUGAUGGACGGCAACUGGCUGGUGUACGAGCAGCCCCACUACAGAGGCAGGAUGAUGUACAUGAGGCCCGGAGAGUACAGGAGCUUCAGGGACAUGGGCAUGAGUGGCAUGAGGUGGAUGAGCAUGAGGCGCAUCAUGGAGUCUUGCUAA